This is a messenger RNA of Dendronephthya gigantea, 7676 nucleotides long. Its product is annotated as bromodomain adjacent to zinc finger domain protein 2B-like. NCBI's taxonomy places the organism in Eukaryota, Metazoa, Cnidaria, Anthozoa, Malacalcyonacea, Nephtheidae. Gene Ontology annotation, molecular function: DNA binding; protein binding. The record is from RefSeq and is a predicted model, not a curated record. The transcript has 38 exons. Bases 457 to 6816 code for a protein of 2119 amino acids.
ACAUGCGCUUUAUGCUAUCCUUUCGCCCUUUCUUUCUCAAUAUCAUUACUAAACGAUACCUAAACCUAGUUUAUCGAAGCAAAUCCUAAAAUUUAUUUCGUUUUGCACACUGUUAUCGCUGCUACAAGGCUUGGAAUAUCUAGCGUGUUUAGCAGAGAGCAUUUAUACCUGGACAGUGGAGUUAUUUGGAGCACGUUUACGAAUUUCUCAACACAAUUUUGUAACAUACAAAAUCAAGCGAAGAAACGCCGUCCAAAAUGGCCGGUUUUAUCCUCAAGUAUAGGAUCUUCCUAAUGGCAAAAUAGGAGGGAAAGGUUGCCCGUACGAGUUUGUCCAUUUUCUUUAUUUCUAAGACGAGCUGAUGUCAUUUAGCGUGUUUUCCGUCCUGACGAACUUCGCCUUUUUUACCGAAAGUAUUAGCAGUGUUGUCCUGCUUUCUUGACCGUCCUAGUAUCAAUGGAGCCGAAUGAUGUUCCAUCACAGAGUCCAAUACAUUCAUCUAGGACCUUCUUCGACUCUACAAUGAUAGGCCAGCCUCCAAUCCUUCAGUCUCCUCCAUUACCUCAUGAGCACAGGUAUGGGCUGGCCCAAAUGCCGUCUGCAUUUUCUGUGAUUGGGAGACGUCCAAGCUUUCCUUCAGUCAACUCGCACCACCAUGACUUUACACCUAGCCUUACCCAUGACCCUCUGAUGGCAACAAGUCCUCGUAUACAGCGCAGCCCAACACCUGCAACAUCAAGCAGCUGGUGGCGGCAACCAUCAAUAACUGCUCACCCUCAAAAUAUGAACAAUACAGAUAUCUUUGGUAAUCCUUUACUAUGGCUACCUCAUGAGCAAGAACAUAUGAGAUCACAUGAAAACCUUACCUAUCAUAAUCCUACACAGGCUUAUCGAAACUUUGAUUUUCUAAAUGGAUCAUCACCAGGCAGUUAUUAUGCAUCAACCCCACGUUUCUUUCCAGAGCCAGCACACAGUUUACAUAGCAUGCCCACGCUAGGUAAAGAUAGACCGCUGGCUUGGGAAGACCGACUUGGAGGGCACAGUUUAAUGUUAGAUGUUAGUGGCAAUGGAUUUUCACCUUGGCAGGAUAUUCAUCAACAAAAGAUGGUUGACAGACAGAAACAAAUGCAAGAGGUGGAGGAGAAACGGAACACUAUGGGUUUGUCAAGUAAUAGGCCAACAAACUUCUCAGAAAGUAACUCAGCAAAAAGUCUGAAACAAAAUCACAAUACGGGCCCCCCAGCAAAUUCUAACGCGUCCCGAUUAAAAGUACAACCUGUUCCAAGUGAAUCAUGCCUUAAUGUACCUGUUAUCUCAAAUGAGACUCGUCACAAUAUUCCAGGCAUACCGAAUAAUUCACGACUUAAUUUACUUGGAAUGCCAAAUGACUCUCGCCUAAAAGUACCAGGAAUUACAAAUGAACAUCAUCUUAGGAUACCAUCAAUAUCCAGUGAAACUGGCUUUAACAUUCCAUCCCUAUCAAGCGAACCUAAACUUGAUAUACCUCCAAUUGCCAAUGAGUCUCAACUGAAUGACACACCACUAUCAGAUGACCUACGCCAUGGUGUAACAUCAAGUUCUGGAGACAGUAGACAUGGUAUAACCUCGAUUACUGGGGAUUCAAGAUUUGAUGUACCUUCAACACUUAUUACUGAAUCUAGACUCAAUACACCACCUUUGAUGCCAAAAGAGCCACAACAAAAUUUGCCUCCGAUGGCUAGUGAAUCCCAGCAAAAUGCACCCAAUCAUCAGCUUAAGCCUCUUGAAAAACCUAACUACUCUCAUGCAGAUACAAGUAUGCCUAUAACUAACAUUGGGAGGGCACAAGCAGAUAAAAAUGUUCAACAAGUGUCAUCUAGAUUGCGGGAGAGAGCUAUCAGUCCACCUAAACCUGAUAUACCUGUGAAUCUUGAACAGUAUAAACGAGAUGCACCAGUGACAAAUCAUGAUCAGUAUAAACGCGAUUCUGUUAUUAACACAUUGGAGAGCAAUACAACAAGUACAGCACCUAUUUUUUCACCACCUGCAUUAAUUAAAUCUUCUCCUGCUCCAAUUGCCAAACCCAGUCAACCAUCAAGUGCGUUACCUAGUCCCAACAAGUUGCCACCUGCCAGACCAACAGGUGGUAAGCCCCCGUUGUUGGAACGCUUUCGGGCAACCGCCAUCCCAAGGCCAGAUGGUGACAGUAGUAGUGAUGAUGGCAGUAGUGAUGGUGAUGAAGAGGAUGGUGAAUCAGGUAGUGACAGUGAUAGUGAUGAUGAUGGUAUCAGUGAGGAUGGUAAUUUUGAUUAUGAGGAUGAUGUCAAGGGGAAGAAACCACUGAUUGUAAAACCUCAUGCCCAGCCACUCCAACCACAACAGUUGAAACCAAAACAACAGCAACAACAUGUUAUUCAGCAGGAGCCAGAAGUGAGCAGUGAAAGUGAAAUUGAGAGUGGCAGUGGUGGAAGUGAAAGUAGUGAUGAUGACGAUGAAGAGGAUGAUGAUCAGGAUGGUGAUGCAGAAAGUAAUGAUGGUAAUCAGGACAGUGAUUUUUCUCAAGAUCAAACUUCUCCUGGAAAGAGAAAAUCCACAACUGAUUCAGGCCCACCUCGUAAAAGACGAGUAGUCGUCGUUGAUGAAGAACUAAUGAAGAUUCCUCUAGAAAAAGGGUGGAGACGUCAAACAAAGUUAAGACCAGCAGCUGGUAGUGGUGGUUUAAGAGGAGAUGUUUAUUAUUUUGCUCCAUGUGGGAAGAAAAUACGAACUUACCCUGAUGUGAAGAAGUAUAUUGAGAAGAAUGGAAUAACAGACAUGGACCUGGCACAUUUUAGCUUCAGCAUGAAACUUCAUCUUGGUGAAUUCUUAGAAUGCACUCAGGGUAACGAGUUCCGUGUUCUUACUGAAGAAGAAAUACAUGAGAGGAAAAGGUCAGAAAAACAGAAACAGGAAGAAAAGCAAGCGAGGUUGAAUAAAAAGAAGGAGAAAAAGAAAGAACAGCAAGAAAAUGCCAAGAAAGUUGCUGAAGCUAAGAUGCAUCGUCGACUUGAACGACAAGCUGCAGUUGAGGCCGCCAAGCAGGUUAAAUUGAGGAAAGCUCAAGAGAGAUUGCAACAGAAACUUGAAAAACAAGAAAUGCUUCAGGCCGCUAAACAGGCCAAAAAGGAAAGAGCUCGUUUGCUGGCCGAACAGAAGAGGAAAUCCAAAGAGGAAGUACGACAUUUAAAACAAUUGCAAAAGCUGCAAAAAAUCGAAAAACAGAAAUUGGAAAAGGAAGUGAAGGCUCAGCAACUCAUCGAGGCAAGAAAAAAGAAGAAAGAAGAUGUAGCUAACGCAAAAUACCAUGAAGCAAUGAGAAAAGCUAAGGAAAGAGAGUUGAAAAGACAACAAGUUGUUCUUCUUAAAGCACAGGAAAAAGAACGUCUUAAAGAAGAGAAGAGGAGGGCAAAGAAAUUAGUCAAAGAACGCAAAUUGGAACAAAAACGUAGGGAAAUGAUCUUAUCUCGUGAACUUAAGAAGCCUGUUGAAGACAUGGUAUUGAGAGACGCCAAGCCUUUGCCAGAACUGACAAGAGUAAAAGAUCUGAAGAUCUCGGGAAAUGCUUUUGCUGAUCUCUGCAUGGUCCAGGAAUUCCUCCACAACUUCGGCACAGCCUUGGAUAUUGAUUUUGAAAAUGAAGUACCAAGUAUGGCCGACAUGCAAGCGUCAUUACUGAAUGAAAACGACGAGGAUGUUAUUACACCAUUGUGUCAAACAAUGUUAUUAGCUGCUCUUGACGACCCGGGUGUGGAAGGACCAUGUGCUGAGACAGCACUUGGUGUGAAACUUGAUCAAGUGGAAGUAAACGAACAUAAUGUUUCUGAGGUCCUUCGAUUAUUCAUUCUGGCCCGAAAUGCUGAACCAAAUGAGAUUUCCGAUUCGUUAACGGAAAAGCCAUUCACUGCGCUGAGUCCAUCUCAAAAGGCUGGUUCGCUGGCUUUUAUAUGUAACGAGCUGUUAUGCGGUAGAACGAUAUGCAGGGAAAUCGAGAAUAAAAUCGAGUUCAUGUCUUCACUUCGACACAAUAAGUGGAUUGCCGAAGGAAAUCUUAGAAAAUUGAAGUCUCUACAGCAGCAAAAAUUCCCGGAUAGCAAGAUUCCCAAACCAGUGGCAUCAGAAGAAAAGAAGAGUCCAGGAAAGAAGGCUGGAGGUAGCACCACAACGGUAACGACACCAAAUGAGAAGGAACGGAAAAGGAAAGCUGUUGAAGAAGAGGAUGGAAGUGAAGGCAGCGAUGACGAUGAGGACGAUGAUGAGGAGGAUGAUGAUGAAAUAGAGGAAGAUGAAGAAGAAGAAGAUGAUGAUGCUGGGGAAGACGAUGAAGGAGGAGAUGAUGAAGAAGAUGAAUCCGAUAAUGACUCUGCUGAUGAGGAGAAAGCGGAACCAGAAACGUUGGAUGAGUUCGAAAGGCGAAUAAAGAGAUUAGAAAAGAAACAAGCUCAAUUUCGUUCAAAGUUGUUUAUAUCUUCUCAUUCGCUACGAGCCUUGUACUUGGGUCAAGACAGAUUUCGUCGCAUGUACUGGGUGCUACCAUACGGUGGAAGUUUAUAUAUUGAGGGCAAUGAUAAUGGCGAAACAGGCCUGGAACAUUUCGACUUGUCUAAGAUAAGCGAUGAACAUUCCGUCAUGGGUGGUAAGAACUACGGGGGUCAGCGUGUUUUUAGUCCAGGUUUGUCUCGGUGUAUAGACGAGAUGAAAGGGACUACAGGGGAGUCGCAAGGACAUUACAGAGGUUUCCAUGGAAACCUUAUGACUGGGACACGCGAUGAACAUUCCCCUAUGAAGCUGUUAAUGCAGCACGUUUCCUUGCAAGGAAAACAAAGCGGGGAAUGUUCCAGUAAUGGAUUAAAAUCGCCCACACAGGACAACCGCAACCAUUUGGCGCAAUUCCCGGAUCAUUCUACCUCGAUCGCCUCGGAGAGCACGAACUCUAGUACAUCAUCCCGCGGGGCGAAAGUAAUACUGGAAGGCGCGACAGGACCGUGGUUUGAUCUUUUACCGCGCGAGCCUUGUGAUAAAACUACCAUAACCAAUUGUUGGAUGCCGACCAUCAAUACGCAACGUAUCCCAUUAGAUGGUAGUGCACCACGAAGACCGGGCAGGCCUCCUAAACAACCUAAGAUAAGUGAGGGUGAAAGCUCAUCCGGUGUGGUCGAAGCCGCUGAAAAGAAAGUGGCAAUCACGCCCCCACCCGUCUAUCAAUUGCCGUCCGCACAACGCCCGCUUACACUCGAUGAGGUACGCCGUAGUGUCAUGGAAUCGUUACGCCAGGACCCAGCGCCUAUACCAAAAGAGAUGCAAUGCGGCUGGUGGAGGGUUAUGGACCAACGUCUUCUCAAGGACCUCACAAAGACGCUACAUCAAAGAGGCAUACGUGAGAAAAGUUUACAAAAGAACAUUCUAAAGUUCAACGAUUACACUCAUCACUCGUUCGAAAAGCAAGAAUUUCAAUUAUCAACCGAAGUGAACUCAAGUGACGAGGAAGAUGAACCGGUAAAGCCUGAGGGAGAUGAAUCUGACAAAGAAAUUGUCGACACUUGGUUCCCAGAUCAAGCUUUCGCUGCGAACAAAAAUAUUUUAAUCGAAGUCGAGGAACUUGAAGAAAAGAUAUUCGCGGCGAGUUUGCAGAUCAAGGGCUGGAGAUUACCUGCCAAGGCAUCGCAGACAUUAUCAUACAGUAGAAAAUCGGACGGUAGUAAGCCCGAGAGCUUAUGCGGUCUUCCUCUGACCAUCGCUAUCACACGCUUGGCGGCUCUUGAAGCUGGGAUUGAGCGAAGAUACUUGAAGUCGCCUUUACGAAAUGAUAAACUUCAAAUUCCCGCCAAUCUUACAAACGGUUCAAGCAGUAAGAAUGAAGAACAGAGUGCUGAAACAAGUGCACAGGUUCAGGGUGGUUCGAGCGAGAAAGAAGAAGUGAUCACACCAGCAUUGAAAUUAUGGCGAGAGACCGUGUCCGCAUGUCGUACACCUGCUCAGCUGUACAUGUGUUUGACAUUAUUAGCUGAUUGUAUUGCCUGGGCAAAAUCUAUUAUGAAAGUCUUCUGCCAGAUGUGUCGUAAAGGAGACAACGAAGAACUUCUUUUACUUUGUGACGGAUGCGAUCGUGGUUAUCACACCUAUUGCUGUCAGCCAAAACUUGAUACUAUCCCCCAGGGUGAUUGGUAUUGUACUGAUUGCAUUAUUAUGGCGACUGGUAAAAGUUGUUGUUUCAUGUGUCGUGGAACACAGGACAGACUUCUUCGUUGUACCCAAUGUCCAAGGAACUAUCAUCCACAAUGUGUUGAUCCACCACUUGCUAAAAUUCCACGUUGCUGGUCAUGUCCUAACUGUAAAAAGGUCAAGUCGAAAUCCCGCAGUCGUGCGUCGACAACGAGCCGUAAGAGGAAGAAACAGAUCCAAGCAGAGAGCGAAGCUCUAGAUGAGAAAAAUAGUUUGACCGAGGAGUCUCGACAGCAUUUGAACCGAAAACAAUGUUCCAAGGAUAUGGCACCAUGUCGAAGUUUGCUUGCCGAGAUGGAGAAACAUGAAGAUGCUUGGCCCUUCUUAGUUCCUGUCAAUCCAAAACAGUUUCCUGAGUACUAUACGAUAAUCCUAUCGCCAAUGGAUUUCCAUACCAUGAAAGUUAAACUACGGGAUUUUCAAUAUACUUCACGAGAGGAGUUUGCAGCUGACAGUCGUCUAGUAUUUGAUAACUGUAAUCACUAUAACGAAGAUGACUCCGAGGUUGGUCAAGCUGGAAAACGAUUACGAAAGUUCUUUGAGAAACGUUGGCAAGAAAUAUGUCAAGACUGUGAAUAAUCAAAGGUGUUUAGCAGACACGAAGUUCAUGUUUGAGGCGUCUAACGGUCACACUGAGGUGCUGUGUCCCUUUCGAACACGCAGUGGAUUUCCGACUAGCUAGGAGAUUGUGUUAGCCGAGGCCUUUUCUAAAAUGGACCUUUUAUACUAUCAUGUAAAUAUGUAUUGCUUAUAUGGCUUAUUGUAGGAGAUGUUUCGAGUUACUUGACCAAUUUCCUCUGUAAAAGACUGUUGACGUGUUAUAUAUAGUAUAACCAGCCGAAGCAGAGUAGAGAUUUUAGAACGACUGAGUCAGUGAGGGGAUAGAAGUUUUGACGUUUGUACUUAGGAAGUGUUUUUCCUAUUUGCUGUUUUUUAUAAUUUCUAAUUUGCUAUUAUUCCCUCACUGCUGUUUGAGUACCAUCUAGUGCGCUUUGCAAAACAAACCCCAUAAAACGAAGGUCUUUGACUUUGUCAUCGUUAUGUUUUCGGCAUAGCAUAUUGUUGAAAACUAUAUAACCGGUACCUGCCUUCUAGAGCCAGUCUUCGAGAUCCCACUUAGAAAUGCUGCAAAACUCAAAACAAUUUUUUGUGAGGGUUGUAUUUGAAAAGUUGUCUUUUAGCUUUGAAAAAGAAGGAAUUUGGUGUAAAGUUGAAUAUUUAAUGAAAUGGAAUAUUUUACUUGCAAUUGAUAUUGUACAUAUAACACUUUGUAGCAACUAUGUAAAUGAAUUUUUAAAUGUGUGAAUCUUGUAAUUCUGUAGUGAUUAAAAUUAAUGAUUUGUGAUUUUAGACAAUUGUAAACAAUUAUUCCUGAUAGGGUGGUGUCGAGGGCUGUAAGCCCGAAUAGGUGGAAAUACAUGGUAUAAAACGAGUAACGC